AGGGUCAGGGGAUAAGCGAAAGCGAGGGAGAAACGGAAGCGAGGCGAAGAUGCUGCUGCUGCGCGGCGCCAGGGCGGCGUCGGCGGCGUCCACCGCGGUGGCUGCAGGCGCUAGCGCAGGCAGGUGCAUAUCCAUCCGGCUCACCGCCGUCGCCGCCUUGUCCUCGGGUGGAAGGAGGAGGAAGGGCCAGCGGCGGGGGGAGGCCAAGCCGCCGUCCCCGUCCCCGCUGCCACCGCCGCCGCAGCCCUUGCCUCGACACGGCGAGACCCCGAGCAGCAAGAAGAAGUCCGGCUCGAGGCCAUCGUUCGAUGCCAAGAAGAACCGCCCGGCGGAACUUGAACAAGCGCGCGGCCCUCGGAGUCCGGAGCGCGGCGAGGCGAGGAAGGGGGGUACGCAGCAACAGCAGCAGGAGAAGGCAAAGGCGAAGCGGGCGGUGCGGUGGAAGUGCGCGAGCGGGUGCGGAGCGUGCUGCAAGCUGGACAAGGGCCCCGACUUCCCCACCCCCGACGAGAUCUUCGCCGACCACCCCGAUGACCUCCAGCUGUACAGGAGCAUGACCGGCGACGAUGGAUGGUGCAUCAACUACGACAAGGCCACCCGCACCUGCAACAUUUACCAAGACCGACCUUCGUUCUGCAGGGUGGAACCGAAGGUUUUCGAUGAGUUCUUUGGCGUGCCACGCAGCAGAUUCGACAGGGAAGCUUGCAGUGCUUGCCUAGAUAACAUCAAGAUGGUGUAUGGUGAUGACUCUGCCGAGCUCAGUAAUUUCAAGCGUGUGAUAAGGGAUGAAAGUAAAAAGAUGGAACUGGAAGCAAGCAAGAACCAAGAUAAAUUAUUGGAUACAUAGAUCCUGAGGCAUGGAUCUGCACUAAAAUCAUUGAGUAAAACCGUGAAGCAAACAAUGCACUUAUAAGGUUGAAAAAGCAGACCAAGCUAAGCGAGGUACUCAGUGGAGGUAACCCGAACCGGUGCUAUGACAACUCUGACAUGCGAGUGCACACUUCAGUUCUGAACGUAUCCUUGAUACCGUAGUCAAGCCUGAUUCCAAGACCCCAAAAGUUUUUGGUAUUCUUUAUUGUCAGCAAUUAUUUGAGGCGUUUCAAAAAAACAAUUAUUUGC
Molecule: messenger RNA, 1119 nt
Organism: Panicum hallii
Lineage: Eukaryota; Viridiplantae; Streptophyta; Magnoliopsida; Poales; Poaceae
Exons: 5
Coding region: 50-847 (265 amino acids)
Source: RefSeq, a predicted model, not a curated record